GUGACAGUCUGGAUGUGCUCAAAUUUUUUCGCUAAUAAAUCUAGUAUACAAAAAUUAUCGACGCAGGGAAAAUAAAAUAGCGUUUGAUUGUUCAAUUAAAAUAAAGAAAUCUUUGCUCUUUUUAUUCUAAUCGGCCAAUUAAAAGCUAUUCUUCCCACGGUUAAGAUUUUUGAACGCAUCCAUUAUAUAAGUUUUAUGCUGGAAACUUAUUUUCAUAGAUAUAUAUCUAUAUCUUAUAUAGUCUAUGCUUACUUCCAACAAAAACAUAUGGACUUAAUUUAACCUAAAAACAAGUUUUGAUCCUAUUAUUUGUGCUUAUAUUGAACGCAUAUAAUAUGGCUAAAGAACGUGGCGUCAUCAGAAUGAUUUGGAAUAACUUUGUGUCUUCGCUAAAGCCUCAAUUCGCUCGUCGUAAAUUAGUGGGCGAAGAUUACUAUGGUACAAAAUAUUACCAGGAGGAUAUUCGCAAUUCCAGGCGACCGAGAGCUCCUCGGUAUUUCGUACCGGUAAAUAAAGAUAAUUUUGAUCAAGAACUGCCUGCUGAAUGGGAAUCCUGGUUAAGAUAUCGUAGAAAUGAUCCACCUACACAAGAAGAAAUUGAAGCUAACUAUCAAUUAGCGAUGAUCAAGAAAAAGAAUGCUGCAAAGCUUAUAGAAGAAAACUAUUCCAAGAGUGAAGGAUCUUCUAAAGAUCUUCCUAUUCAACAGUCUGUUUCUGAAUCUACGAAUCCAGGAAAUUUUCCAGUUUAUAAAGAGUAUAAAGAUUUUGGUAGCAAUUAUGUACCAAAAGAUUCAUAUAAGUAUUGAGAAUAGAAAAUUCA
Cataglyphis hispanica is the source of this 820-nucleotide messenger RNA. RefSeq names its product NADH dehydrogenase [ubiquinone] 1 alpha subcomplex assembly factor 2. The record is from RefSeq and is a predicted model, not a curated record. Gene Ontology annotation, biological process: mitochondrial respiratory chain complex I assembly. Gene Ontology annotation, cellular component: membrane. Lineage: Eukaryota; Metazoa; Arthropoda; Insecta; Hymenoptera; Formicidae. Bases 336 to 806 code for a protein of 156 amino acids. The transcript is spliced from 2 exons.